Molecule: messenger RNA, 4593 nt
Organism: Australozyma saopauloensis
Lineage: Eukaryota; Fungi; Ascomycota; Pichiomycetes; Serinales; Metschnikowiaceae
Gene: PEP1
Product: type I sorting receptor
Exons: 1
Coding region: 1-4593 (1530 amino acids)
Biological process (GO): Golgi to endosome transport; protein targeting to vacuole; Golgi to vacuole transport
Cellular component (GO): membrane; Golgi apparatus
Molecular function (GO): protein binding
Source: RefSeq, a predicted model, not a curated record
AUGCUCCGAGCCAAUUGGUGCUGGCCACUGUUGGUAGUGUUGGUUCUUCUUAGUCUAGGAUUGCAUACCCGGGCUGAGGAUUUCACUCCAGAGGUAAAACAAACCAUACAUGAUUCGCCCAUCUCCUGGCAAAUCUACUUCGAUGAUUCGUCGACUGUUCUCAUCAUUAAAAGUAAGUCUGUGGAACGCUCCACCGAUGAUGGUGCUACCUGGACCAAAGUGCCCGAAAUGGCUGGGUUUGAGAUCGAGGAGAUGAUUGUAGAUCCCAACGUAAAGGAACGGGCUAUUGCUUUCACAACUGGAGCAACCCACUUUGUCACCAACGACGUUGGUAAGUCUUGGUCCAAGUUCACCGUAAAACCACCAAAGUCCAGCGAAACUUGGUCCGUUGGAAAUGUCAACUUUCAUCGUGAAGACAAGAACUUGGCAAUCAUCAAGCUUGAAGUUUGCACGGGCGGGAUCUUCCUGUGGCUGUGCAAGCCUCACCACUUCUACACCAGAGAUGGUUUUAAGUCAGACCCCAAGGCGCUCGUAGAAGACGCCGAGGCUUGUAAGUUUGCCUUCUCUGAGAAAGACUUUGAUUCCGACAUUGCCAAAGAGACCAUUUACUGUUCCCGCAAUACCGUCAACUCGUUCGGCCACACAACUAAGUCUGAACUAUUGGUAUCCUCCGACUUUUUCAAAACAGAAACCAAACUCGAGAAUGAGCUUUUCAAAUCCGGUAAAAUCAUCAACAUUCGGACUGUGUCUGCUUUCAUUUUGGUGCUUGUUCAAAAAGAUCGUUUCAGCCAAAAAUCGGAGGUCUCUAUCUUAACUUCAAGAGACGGAAAGUCGUUUGAGAGCUCUGACUUUGACGUCCUGAUGGAAUACGGUGCUAUUGUCUUUUUGGAUUCUUCUCCCGAGUCGAUCCAUCUCAGUGUCAUGCAACCCAAAACCUUCUCUAUAGGGGAGUCCACCAUGUUCUCCUCUGACUCACAUGGAUUGCAGUUUAAACCUGCCUUGGAGCAUAUGGAGCCAUAUUCGAUCACGAAGUCUCAGUACGUUGAUGGUGUGUGGUUCGCAAAUAUUUUGGGUGAAUCAAAUUCGAUGAUGGGAUCUCCUUUCUCCAAGGAAUGGAUAUAUUAUACCAGUAAGAUCUCCAUGGAUGAUGGAAAGACCUGGGAUCUCAUGGAAGUUGUAGAUGACGAGAAGUGCAAUGUCAAUGAUGGCUGCUCGCUUCAGAUUUGGAGCAUAGCCGAUGUUGCCAACAAUGACAAGUACGUCACUGGCCCAACGGCUAACAUCAUGCUUGCUGCUGGAUAUGCUGGCAAAGGUCGCGUAUCUCUUCCCAAAUCAUCCACUUUCAUAUCUCGGGAUGGAGGUGUUACUUGGAAAAUGGCAAUUUCUGAGCCUGUGAUCUACACUUUUGCUGACCAGGGCAACAUCAUUGUAGCCGUUGGAAGCAAAUCUCACCCCUAUGAAUCAGGUUUAACAGACAUUGUUUAUUAUUCCUUGGAUCAAGGCGAAUCAUUCCAAACUCUCAAAUUGGAUGCCCCUUUGCAACCUCAGCUGAUAAUUACUACCCUCGAUGGAUCAAGCUCCAAGGCCAUUCUUUUCGGUAAUCAAGACAACGGUAAGGAUGUUUCUUAUUCUCUCAACUUCGAAAAGGCGUUUGGAGGUGCCGUUUGUGGCGAAGACAGCUUCGAAGUUGUCAAUGCUCGUGUCCCCUCCGGUUCCAGUGAGCCAAUUUGUGUGAUGGGACACAAAGAAAGUUUCAGAAGACGGAAGCAAGAUGCCAAAUGUCUUGUUAAAAAACUUUUCGAAGAUGUCAAAGUACAAGAGGAUCCUUGUGAAUGUUCUGCGGAGGAUUUCGAGUGUACUAAAUAUUUUGACUUGUCUGAGAAGAAUGCUUGCGUUCCAAAUCAGCAAAAAAUUGCUGAAUAUUGUAAGACUCAAAAGUCGAAGAAGGUCAAACUUGCUCACCAACAAUUGAAGUCCGGAAACUUGUGUGCCUUCAAUAAGAAAAAAGAGUCGGAUUUCGUUGCUGAAACUGAAUUUGAGUGCGAUAAUUUGGACGCCCCACUGGACGGUAGUACAAAUAGCUCUCAAAUUAUGAGCGGCCUUUCAGAAAUCGAGGGUUCUCUCCUUCAAUAUUCUUAUGUGGAAACCGGCGACAAAAAUGCGGACAAUAUAUUAGUCAACACUGAUAAACACAACGCUUAUGCAUCCAAUGAUGGAGGCAAAACUUUUGUGAAAAUACCCAUUGGUGAAAAAACAAGGUAUUUCGCAGUGGGAACGGUACCAGGCACUGUUGCCUUGUGCUCCGAGGAGAACAUCUAUUACUCCACAGAUGGUGGGUAUUUCUUCACGAAGUACGAAGCACCUGGAGCACCUCCUCAAUCUGGUAAUGCCAUUACUUUCCAUCCUAAGGAUAAAAUGAAAUUCAUAUAUUACACAGGCGAAGGUUGUGGCUCCUUUUCGGGAUCUAGAUGCCAGCUGUACUAUACCACAGAUGGUGGAAAUUCUUUCGAAGAGCUACUUAAGGACACCGGAAGGUGUGCCUUCGUCAAUGAGACGCUAGGUAUUUCAUCGGAAUUGAUCUAUUGUGCUGUGGCGUCUGGUAGCAAAAGAAAGUUAGUAUCCUCUUCAAAUUAUUUCAAAGAAUCCAAAGUUCUUUUUGAAAGCAUCGUUGACUUCGCGUUGCGCUCAAAAUUCGUUUUCGUUGCCAGCGUUAAUGAUGACCAAAAAGAGCUCAUUGCACAAAUUACCUCUGAUGGCGAGAACUUCUCUACUGCGUUCUUUCCAAGCGACUUUAAAGUGGAGGCGCAGACUGGCUACACCAUUCUAGAGUCUGAAAGUCAAUCCAUUUUCUUGCAUGUCACCACAAACAAAAAGAGUGGACAAGAAGUCGGCACAAUUCUCAAAUCCAAUUCAAAUGGAACAUACUAUAUCACCGCUUUGCCAGAUGUGAAUAGAAACUCACAAGGGUAUACUGAUUUCGACAGGGUGGAUAUUAUAGAGGGUGUUCUUCUUGCCAACGUUGUCCUUAACCCUAAUCAGGUCGGCAGUAAAAGACUUCAAACGAAAAUUUCUUACAACGAGGGAAGCGAAUGGCAUUAUUUGGCUCCACCGGCAGUUGAUUUCGAAGGGAGAAAGUACGAUUGCAUUGGCAGUCCUCUCUCGCGUUGUGCCCUCCAUUUGCAGGGGUUCACUGAACGCCCAGAUUAUCGUGAUACAUUUUCGUCUACAUCAGCAAUUGGUUACUUGAUUGGCGUUGGUAAUGUUGGUGAAUAUUUGGACUUUUCUAAUUUGAGCACGUUUUUGUCAACAGACGGAGGUAUCACAUGGAGAGAAAUCCGGAAAGGAAGCUAUAUGUGGGAGUUUGGAGACAGAGGAACUAUUCUCACGUUGGUCAAUGCAGUUGAUCCCACAAAAGAGAUUCUUUACUCCACUGACAACGGAGAUACCUGGUCAACAUAUGAAUUCACUGAUGAGCCUGUACAGAUUUGGGAUUUGGCCACUGUACCAACAGAUACAGCCCGUAAGUUUGUGAUUUUUGCUGGCGAGAAGGGCUCGCUUAAACUGAACACAAAGAUUUUCUACAUUGAUUUCACUCACUUCUAUUCCAGACAGUGUCAGCUUGAUCUUGAUAAUCCUUCAGAAGACGACUUCGAAUAUUGGACUCCAAAACACCCCGAAUCUUCGGACAAUUGCUUGUUUGGUCGUGAAACCAAGUACUUGCGCCGUGCCAACGGCCACAACGAUUGUUUCAUCGGAGCCUCGCCAUUGGAGGAAGGAAGCGUUGUUGUUCGCAAUUGUACUUGUACCAGAAGAGACUACGAGUGUGACUUUAACUUUUAUGCUGACAAUGAUGGCACUUGUAAGUUGGUUCACGGACACGCUGCAGAGGAUAGAAUGCAGAAGAUGUGUCUGGUGAAUGGCACUUUCCAAUAUUUCGAACCUACUGGUUAUAGAAAGAUUCCUUCAUCCACUUGUUCUGGUGGGAAGAUGCUCGACUCAUGGGACCCUAGACCAUGUCCAGGACACCAACAGGAGUUCAACGAAUUCUACGGCAAGAAUAUGAGUUGGGGUAAGUUUUUGCUUCUUCUCGUUAUUCCUUCUGCGGUCUUUGUUUUCGCUGUGUGGUUCGUGUACGAAAAAGGUGUUCGUAGAAAUGGUGGAUUCCUGCGUUUGGGUCAAAUUCGUCUUGAUGAUGACGACGAAUUCCUGCCAAUCGAAGAGAACUCUGUCGAUGUGGUGGUGAAUCGUAUUGUUCGAAGCGGAAUUGUCGUUGUCGCGGGCACUAUUGCUGUUUUCAAGACGUUGCGCAAAGUUGACCGUAAAGUGAUGGAAGAGAUCAUGCGGGUUGUGUUUGGUCGCCGCCCAGGUCGUCGUAGUUAUGUACGUGUGCCUGAGGAAGAAGACGAGUUGUUCGGAAACUUUGAGGACAAUUAUGAGGAGGAGAUUGGCGAUGACGCCGAUUUCGACUUUGAUGUGCAACUGGAUCCGGAAAUUUUCGAGGAGUUUACGGACCAGGAACCCAAUGCUGACAGUCAGCUUUUUGACAUUGCUGAUGAGGAAAGCAGAGGCGACGAGGAAGAGCCUGUCAAGUAA